Messenger RNA from Zophobas morio, 3641 nucleotides. Its product is annotated as hemicentin-2-like. The transcript is spliced from 14 exons. The record is from RefSeq and is a predicted model, not a curated record. The coding region runs from base 126 to 2723 and encodes 865 amino acids. NCBI's taxonomy places the organism in Eukaryota, Metazoa, Arthropoda, Insecta, Coleoptera, Tenebrionidae.
CAGGGGUGGUUUUUUCGUGCCACUUUGCCGCGUACGGUACACGUUUCGUCAAUGACAUAAUCAAGCCUCGAUUUUUUUUAUUUUUUGGUGGGACGACUCCAGUGCGGUGAAACUGUGAAGUGAAAAUGUAUAUUUGGGGGGUUGUUUUUGGGGCGCUUUUCUGCAGUGGGGCUUGCCAGACCCUGGUGCCGGAGGACGAAGAGACAGGGAUCACCUCGUCGGUGGACGCAGUUUUGAGCAGGAGUGCCACGUUACCGUGCGACAUCGACCCGGGACUCAGGGAGGACAGGGUGUACAUGGUGCUGUGGUACAGGGACACGCACACGAAGCCUAUUUACAGUUUUGACGUCCGCGGCCGUCCCUUCACCAAGGCGAUCCACUGGUCGGACCCCAACGUGUUCGGCCCUCGGGCCUACUUCGUGACAGUGUCAAAACCGGCCGCCCUCACCCUGGACCAGGUGACCCUGAACGACGAGGGCAUCUACCGCUGUCGUGUGGACUUUCGCACAACACCCACCAGGAAUUUUGCCAUCAAUCUUACGGUCAUUGUUCCUCCGCACCAGCUGCUGGUGUACGACAACUCCGGUCGCGACAUCGCCAGCGUGGUGGGCCCCCUCGAAGAAGGCUCCGCCCUGUUCCUGACCUGCGAAGUUCGAGGAGGUCGUCCCAGCCCCACCGUGUCCUGGUUCGUGAACGACCGGCUCGUGGAGGGUCACGUCGAGGCUAUCGGCGACACCCUCAUGGUAAACCGUUUGUCGGUAAACGCAGUACGACGAGAGCACCUCAACUCGUCGUACAAGUGCCAGGCAAGCAACACAAAGCUGAUGAUGCCCGCAGAGAAGACCGUAAGACUGGAACUUCUACUGCGGCCGCUGAGCGUCAUUAUUCCGCACAAACCCCACCAAAUGGUAGCCAACCAGGAAUACACGAUACAAUGCCAAGUGACGGGGUCAAGGCCGAAAGCCGUUGUGUCCUGGACAAGGGAUAACCGCGUCUUCAGAAGAGGAAAGGUUCUGGAGGAGGGAAACGAGACCAUGGUAAUCAGUUCCGUUACGUUCGCCCCCGUGCCCGAGGACGACGGCACAUUCCUCAAGUGUCUGGGUGACAACCCGAAGCUGCCCGGCUUCAGCCAAGAAGACUCGUUCAAGCUGAACGUCGUCUAUCCCCCGCAAGUGGUGCUUCACCUGGGUAGCACACUCAACCCCGAAGACAUCAAAGAAGGCGACGACGUGUACUUUGAAUGUAACAUCAAGGCUAACCCCAAGCAGCACAAGAUCACUUGGUUCCACGACGGCACGCUGGUGAGUCAGAACAUGUCAUCGGGCGUCAUCAUCAGCACCCACAGUCUGGUGCUGCAGAGGGUCACCAGGUGGCAGAGCGGCGCCUACACCUGUUUGGCGGCCAACCCCCGCGGGGAAACUGUCAGCGAGCCCGUCAUCCUCAGGGUUAGAUACGCCCCCGUUUGCCGCGACACCGAAAUGACAGUCAUCGGCGCCUCCCUCGACGAAGUCCUCAAGGUCCGCUGCCACGUGACCGCCGACCCCAUCGACAUCACCUUCGAGUGGCAGUUCAACAACAGCGGCGAGAGCUUCGACGUCGACUCCAAGCGCUUCUCCACGUCGGUGGGCAACGUGAGCGAGCUCAUGUACACCCCCGCGUCGCAGCGGGACUACGGCACUCUCACGUGCUGGGGCAGCAACUCGAUAGGGAGGCAAGCCGAACCGUGCGUCUUCCAAGUAGUUCCUGCAGCGAAACCCAGUCCCUUGACGAACUGCACGCUGCGCGCCGCCACCAACCACACGUCCGACGUCUUGGAGGUGGAGUGCCGGGCCGGGUACGACGGAGGUCUUCCCCAGAGGUUCAUCCUCGAGGCCUACGACGCCUACACCAUGAGGCUGCGGCUUAAUCUGAGUAGUACUGAGACGGACUCGCCAGUCUUCCGCUUGGACCUGGGGGAGAUGCUGCCGCCGACGGGGGAGGGGUUUCCUCCGUCGCUGCGCAUCUUGGUGUACGCACAGAACGCGAAGGGGCGCAGCGAGAAGCUCGUGCUCGAGGACAUCAUGCUGAAUGAUGCCGAGAAACGUACAGACGGCAGCACCGGCAUGAGCAUCCUGCCCAUCGCCGCCCUGCUCACCGGCUCGCUCCUCACCCUCGGCAUCGCCGUGCUGCUGAUCGUCGUCCUCGCCGUGCGCCGGAAGCACCGCCACUGCGGCGGCUCCCACUGCUCCCACCAGCUCGAUCCCUCCAAGCAGCCGAAGGUCCCCGGCCAGCAGGCGUCCUCGCGCCCCGGCUCCAUGCUGGAGAUCAACACCGGCGACAACCGCUACGUCGUCGCCUACACCCUCAAGCCGGCGGCGGACUGCGGCACGACGCCGCAGUCGCACGUCGUCGCCAACUCGUCCGUAGAUAGGCAACCAGAUAUACUCAACACGCCCCGAGGUGCUGACACGACGACGCCCCCCGGGCUGCCGAGGCCUGAUGCCCUUUUCACCCCCUCAGGAGCAGAACGGAAUCGGCAGCAGCAGCAGCAAAGCCCCCCGACGUUCCCCAACUUUUCUCACGUAGAGGCGAUGCCCUCCCCCGAAAUGUGCGUGCCCCAAUCCGGGGGCACCCUGGGCCGCCCCCGUCCGCGCCCCCGCGACGUUUCGUACUCGUCAUUCGCCACCAUGAGGAGAGACCACAUCAUAGCCGAGGCUAUUCCGGGACCUGAAAGUUGUGUUUAAUGAACUGAAUCAAACGGUGUCACCAGCUCCAGUCCGUCUCGGCGUCUCCUCUAGGACUCCUCGUUGGAACCACCUGGAGAUGGUGACGCCUCGAUAGCGCCUGUGAUACAGGAGUAGAUGCCAAGUGUUUUUAGUAAAUGAUUCUGUUUAGGUAGUGGAACAAUCACAGACUCUCGAGCUUAAUUGUUUUUAGAUGGGACUCUCUUGAAACUAUCAACGAAGAAACCUGACAAAUGAACGACCGACCAUAUUUUCUAGGCCUACUGGCCGGACGGGGCCCGGUCCUGCGGCGGCCCGAAAUUUCACACACGCAGUUUUUUAUUGGCUCGGCCGCUGUGGGAGCGCGCGGUUCCGGCGACUCUGAACCUAUCGGGCGUAAAUAAAUGUCUAACUUUUAAUACGGAUGAAUGUUGUUAAUGAUUAGCUGUCCAAUCAUACUGUGUAUGAUUUACAAGAUCGUUCUUUUCCGAUCUGGUAAAAGCGAGUAAAAUUUGAAACCGUUCCCACUUCAGUUACGCCGUUCUUUCAUUACGAAAUCCAUUAAUGGGCUUUGAAAGACGUUCGAAUUACAAAUACUAAUUAAAAGCAGCGCUCUCUCUCUCUCUUUCUUUCGGAGAUAAGUCAGUGUCAAAUUUAUUCAAAUCGAUAGGCCGAAAUAUUCCUAACGGUAAUAAAAGCUUGGCGUAUCUGUUCAAAGACUGUUUCCACUAUGUAUUUACUACGAUUGUGUGUAUGUACAAUAAGUUAUCAACUGUGUACAUAUGUUAUUAGAUGAAUUUGUUUUAACAUAAGAGCUUUAUUGCUGUGCAAUAAUGUAUUUUGUAAAUAAAGUGUGCUUAAUAAGAAUGCGUGUGAGUUACAGACUAUGUUGAGAUGUUGUUUAUAUUAUUUUAUUCAUGUACAUAACUGAUGAACCAA